CCACAAAAUACCAGCAAAACCCAUCACAUUCAUCUCUUUUCUCUCUAGGUCUCAUCACACAUUAAAAACCAGAGCUCAAAUUACCUGAGCCUGAAACAUAAACAUGAUGAAGCCAAAUGUAAAUUUUCUUCUUAUUCUUGUUCUUGUUUCUAUGUUCAUGUCUUCACAAGCAUCUGCUCGUUUCAUAGCAAACAACCAAGUGAAAGAUCAGGAGGUAAAGCUCCAUAAAGCCAAUGGUGGAGAUCACUCUAUUGACAAGAUGGAAACUACUGAUAUAAAUAAGUUGAUGGGGCUAGAGGAAUAUCCAUGUGAGGAUCAAGAUGAAGAAGAAUGCUUUAAGAGAAGGGUUCUUGAAGAAGCUCACCUGGAUUACAUCUACACUCAGCACCACAAUCACCCUUAAGAUGAUCAGAGACUACUUAAUUAAUUAUAGUACAAGGCAUAAAUUAAAUGCGGAGCCUUUUUAAUAUCACACAAUAAUCUUUCUGGGGUACUUUUUCUCUAAUUCGCAAAUAUUUUUCCAGAUCUUCCACAACUCUUAGAGAAAGGGCCUACAGGGAUUAUGUUUAGUAUAUAGAUUUUAGUACUACUUGUUUCAUCUCUGCACCAUGGUUGUUGUCUGUUGGGUUAAUGUAUAACAUGUACUAUUUGUUUCCGUUUUAUGUGACAUAAUUAGUAUUUGAAAAGUUAAAAGGAGUUUUUUUCUUUUACCAUUA
Lycium ferocissimum is the source of this 716-nucleotide messenger RNA. Its product is annotated as putative phytosulfokines 6. The transcript has 3 exons. Bases 104 to 403 code for a protein of 99 amino acids. The record is from RefSeq and is a predicted model, not a curated record. Lineage: Eukaryota; Viridiplantae; Streptophyta; Magnoliopsida; Solanales; Solanaceae. Gene Ontology annotation, biological process: cell population proliferation. Gene Ontology annotation, molecular function: growth factor activity. Gene Ontology annotation, cellular component: extracellular region.